AUGAUGCCAUCCCAAAUUAACCACCUUCACCCAGGAACGACUGCAUCAGAGCCAUCCGGGGUUUUCGCGGGGUCUGGGGUCAUUCAAGACAAUGCUCGACACCCGGAAUUGCAGCCUUGGAUGAUCUGCGCCUACGGAUUUACUGCUUAUGAGACAGGACUACGCAUUCUGGCCAAUGCUUACCCUGCUCGCGGGCGACUGCGCACACUGAAAGUGUUCGCAGCGUCGAUCUGCACCACCAAUGCGCCGACCCCAGGCAUACCAAGUAAUCGGCAACCUGAGGACAUGGUUCGCACGACUUCCGCCAUUGUUGGUUCGUCCGACGGAAGAACCGCCACACCCAUAUAUCCGCUCCGACGGAUCUCUCUACACCAAUUCCCAGCUGCGAUUAUCGGCCCGGACGGCCAUAAUGACCUCUAA
Molecule: messenger RNA, 420 nt
Organism: Aspergillus niger
Lineage: Eukaryota; Fungi; Ascomycota; Eurotiomycetes; Eurotiales; Aspergillaceae
Exons: 4
Coding region: 1-420 (139 amino acids)
Source: RefSeq, a predicted model, not a curated record